AAUCCAACAAUCAAGUUAAUGUUCCAUGUGAUGGAAUUAUAAUUACACAUAAAAGCUAUUAUGAAAACGUUUAAGCAGAAUUUAGCUAGUAAAAUAUUUAGAAUGUUUGUUUAGUACAUCACAAACCAGCACGUGCAUUACAAUAAUGACGAGCGCAAGGGGAGUAAUAUUGAUUCUGCUCUGUUCCAUAUUAUUGGCAGCAUACGUGGACUCAAAGCUUAUUGUGCACGUGACGAAGGUAGAAAUUGUUAAUAAUUACAAGAUUGCCAAUGCUUCUGCCCAAAUUCGACGAUAUGGCCCAUCGAUGAGAAAUUACGUGGCCGAUUUUCGCGUUGACUUGUUACAAACAAUCGCUAAUGUUAUGGUGAAUACCGUGUACUAUGUUCCGAAUCUAGCUGGCAUGUACGAAAAAGCGUUUUAUAAUCGGACAACUAAUUUCUGCACGUAUCUACGGCAACCAUUAACCGAUCGUGUCCUUAAAAUGGUUUACGAGAAUCUAAUCCAACGAGGAAAUCUGCCGAAGCGUUGCCCCUUGACCGGAACAUAUGCGUUUAACACAAGCUUCGAUGGUUUGAAUUUGCCCGGUUUUUUGCCGGAAAGCAGCUUCCGGUUUGAUCUUAACUUUCACCGUGGUCCACCGAAAAACGAACGCAUCUUCAAUGGUUAUUGGUACGGCGAGCUUAGAAGAGUGUCUUCAUAG
Molecule: messenger RNA, 700 nt
Organism: Anopheles funestus (African malaria mosquito)
Lineage: Eukaryota; Metazoa; Arthropoda; Insecta; Diptera; Culicidae
Exons: 3
Coding region: 146-700 (184 amino acids)
Source: RefSeq, a predicted model, not a curated record